This is a messenger RNA of Alligator mississippiensis (American alligator), 5914 nucleotides long. RefSeq names its product syntrophin beta 2 (gene SNTB2). NCBI's taxonomy places the organism in Eukaryota, Metazoa, Chordata, Crocodylia, Alligatoridae. Gene Ontology annotation, cellular component: synapse; dystrophin-associated glycoprotein complex; intracellular anatomical structure. The coding region runs from base 602 to 2500 and encodes 632 amino acids. The transcript has 7 exons. The record is from RefSeq and is a predicted model, not a curated record. Gene Ontology annotation, molecular function: protein binding; structural molecule activity.
ACCCGGUGUGUCCUGGGUGUGUUGCUCCCUGUGCGGGGAGCAGUGACCACGCUGCUGGGAGCACAGUUGCUUGGGAGAACGACGACAGCAGGCGCAGGGGCCCCAGGAGGGCCCAGCGUCCUUCCUGAGAGUCAGGGCCAGGCAUGGCUGGCGCAGAGCACUGCCCCUGCCCUACGGGUAAUGCAGUGUAGCAAAAGUCCAGCAGCCCUUCCCCAGGGAUGCCCUGGGCUCAGGGCUGCUCUUCUCCCUCCUUCUCUCUGGGCCUGCUGCCAGGCACCGAACCUGGCUGUGCUCCCCUGCUCACGGCCUCCCCAGGCUGCAGCAGGGACAAUCCUGCUGUAACCAGGCUGCCGGAGCUGGAAACCGAAGCUGCUGGGGGGAGGCAGGGACUGGCUGCCUCCUCUCCCAGCUGCCAGCCUGCUGCGUGCUCCUAGCAGGUGUUGGAGGCACGGGACGCUGCCAUGCUCGACACCCCAGGGCGGUGCUGACUCAGGGCCACUGGCUGGUCUUCUGCCUGUGCUUACCCCGGCAGGGCCUGCCCAGCGGGUCAGAGUGGCUCUGGGUGAAGCUGGUGCAGGAUACUGGGACGUGGGGGUGGACCAUGGGCCCCUCCCUUAGCUGCAGCCUGGCUCAGUCUUUCCAUCUGCAAAAGGGGGAGAGUGACACCCCUUUGCAGUGUGGAAACAACCCCUUCUCCCUCCACCUUGUGCCUCGAUUUCCCCCCUGCACUUCCCGGAGCCUCCCCUGGGGGGCGCCGCAGCCCUCCUCCCCGCUGGCCUCAUUCAUAUUUAUCAGUACGGGGCCUGAGCAAGACCCGCCCCCCUUGGGGAGGAUGUGGCUGUCCCACCUCCCGCCCCUGGGGGGCGGGGCUGGCCGCCUCGCCGCGCGCCUCCGCCAAUGGGAGACGAGCCUCCUCAUUAGCCUUGCAAAGUGUGCGGGGGGCGCGGCGGGAGGGCGGCGUGCGCGGGCAGUCGCGCGGGGCGGGCGGCGGCGGCGGGUCCGGGCCGGCGGGGGCCCCGCCAUGGCCGUGUGGACCCGCGCCUCCAAGGCGGGGCUGCUGGAGCUGCUGCUGCGGGAGCGCUGGGUGCGGGUGGUGGCCGAGCUGAGCGGCGAGGCGCUCACCCUCACGUCGGAGCCGGCCGAGCCGCCCGGGGAGCCCGCGCUGCCCAAUGGUGCUGGGCCGGGCGAGUCGCCGGGCAGCCCCGGGUCGGGCGUGCGGCGCGUGCGGGUGCUGAAGGCCGAGGCGGGCGGGCUGGGCAUCAGCAUCAAGGGCGGGCGCGAGAACCGCAUGCCCGUGCUCAUCUCCCGCAUCUUCCCCGGGCUGGCGGCUGAGCGCUGCGGGGCGCUGCGCCUGGGCGACGCCAUCCUGGCCGUCAACGGCCUCGACCUGCGCGACGCCACCCACGACCAGGCCGUGCAGGCGCUCAAGCGGGCCGGCCGCGACGUGCUGCUCGAAGUGAAGUACAUGCAGGAGGUGACCCCCUACAUCAAGAGGCCAUCGCUGGUAUCGGACUUGCCCUGGGACGGGGCCGCCCCCCAGUCCCCGAGCCUGAGUGGCAGCGAGGACUCGGGCUCCCCCCAGCACCACACCGGUGCCCGGGACCGCAAGGUGAUCCCCCUCAAGAUGUGCUACAUAGCUCGAAACCUGAGCAUGCCCGACCUGGAGAACAGGCUGAUCGAGCUGCACUCCCCAGACAGCCGCAACACGCUGAUCCUCCGCUGCAAGGACACGGCCACGGCCCACGCCUGGUUCACAGCCAUCCAUGCCAACAUCGCGGCACUCUUGCCGCAGGUCCUGGCCGAGCUCAACGCCACGCUGGGUACCAGCAACGCUACGGGCAGCAGCAAGGAGGUCAAGCAUGUCGCCUGGCUGGCAGAGCAGGCCAGGCUGGACGGGGGAAGGCAGCAGUGGCGGCCAGUCCUCAUGGCCAUGACAGAGAAGGACCUGCUGCUCUACGACUCCAUGCCAUGGACCAGAGAUGCCUGGGCAUCGCCGUGCCACAGCUACCCCCUCUUGGCCACCAGGCUGGUUCACUCUGGCUCAGGGCGCCGGUCUCCGUGCCUCGGCUCCGAGCUCACCUUUGCCACGCGGACGGGCUCUCGUCAGGGCAUCGAGAUGCACGUCUUCCGGGUGGAGACGCAUCGGGACCUCUCAUCCUGGACCCGGGUCCUGGUGCAAGGCUGCCACGCUGCCGCUGAGCUCAUCAAGGAGGUGGUCCUAGGCUGCACGCUGAACGGCCAGGAGGCGAAGCUCACGAUUCACUACGAGAGCGGCUUCACCAUCUCCGAAGAGGAGGCAGGUGCCAGCAGCGUCCUCUUCCGCUACCCCUACGAGAGGCUGAGGAUGUCUGCGGACGACGGCAUCAGGAACCUCUACCUGGACUUCGGCGGCCCCGAAGGGGAGCUGACUCUGGACCUGCACUCCUGCCCCAAGCCCGUCGUGUUCGUGCUGCACACGUUCCUGUCCGCCAAGGUCACCCGCAUGGGGCUACUCGUGUAGGGGCUGGAGGGCGGCCGGAGCGCCGCGCCCCCCAUCCCCGCAGCGGCAAAGCACAAGCGUUCCCACGUUCUCCCGCAACACUAGUGCCUUGACCAGGCCCCGGGGCUCGCGGCUGAGUGGCAGCCGUGCUCCUGGAGCCGCUGGCUGCCUGCACCGCAGCCCUGCCUUGUUGAGCUGCGCCCCUGCCUGCCCGCGGCUGAGCUCAGGAUGGGGAGGGUCCGACCGCACCUUGCUCAGCCCCUCCACGGACGGUGCUUGGCUGCUCCGAGCCGGGGGCCGCCGGUUUGGCGGGGCGAUGGCAGCAACAGGAGCCGGCUCGAACUAAUCCUCACUGGGGUAUUAAGCCAUUUUUACUGCUUACCAAAUGUGCCUUCGGCCUGGGCGGCGUGGAGCUGUGAGCUGCCUGCCCUGGGGGGUCAUGAUGGGGGGGGGGGGUAAAUGCACAUGAGGGGCUAAGGCAGCUCUUGGGAGUAGGGGGUGUAACCCCCCCCUUGGUGCUUUAACCCCAGGCUGCUUAGCCAGGCCCCGGCAGUCAGGGGAGCAGCGCCGGCUCCUCCCAACACCGCCUGGUCCUGCAGCCAGGUGGAAGCGCUGUGGAUCCGUUUUCCUCGGGAGCUUCCCCUUGCCCGUGAGCCCGGAGGGCAGGGGCCAAACCCAUGCACAUGGUGGGGCCAAGCCUGAGGGCUCUGCUGCCUCUCUUCUCCACCAGCCGGGAGCCAAGCUGCGGCAUAGCAGGGACACUCCCGCACCCACCGUGGAGCCUGCCCCAGCCGGAGGACUGAACAGCACAAAGCAGCGAGGGGCCGGGACUGGGUCUGUCUUCAGCUCAUGCAGCCCUGCGGAGCGCGUGGUGCCCAGGGCUGCUGCUCUGGCCCCCCCGCCCAUUGCCCCCCCAACAUCCUUUGCUUUUCUAACAAAGUCUUACCAGGGUCAGGGCAGCCCCCAGAGUCGGGUUGCGUGAGGGGAGUCCUGGCUGGAGGACGGCACGGGGCUCCGGGUUCGGUGUGGGGCCCAGACAGUCGCGCUGUCCCCCAGAGAACGUGGUGUUUGGAAAGCUGGUGUUGCUGUGGGCAAAUGGGCAUCUCUCUCCCAUGCCCCCCUUGCUCUGCCAGCACUGACUGAGCUGCUAUGCACAUGCUGCUGGGCCUGGCUGCUCUCAAGGGGUGGAAGCGUGCUGGGGGCUUCCAGGGAAGGGCCGAGAGCCUGGAGCACGUUGUCUGCGGUUCGCGCCUGGCCUUGGGGACAGCUGCGACUGUAGGCACUGUGCCGCUAGCUGCCCCUGGGUGCGGUUCAUCCUGCCCAGUGCGGGCAGCAGUGGGUGAGGGCGAGCGGUCACUAGCAAAGCCCUGGAUGGGGCGGCAGUGGUGGGGUCAGCCCAGAAGUGCCUGUGGGUUGGGCUGGCUGGUGGCUCCUCACCCGGGCAGCAGGGCCCCCAGGUCUCACUGCUGGGCCGUAGGCCGUCGGGACGCUCGGACCACCCGCUCCCACAGCCGGGGCAUCUGGCACCUGCCUGGCAGCAGAGGGUCCUGCACAGAGGGCAGUCGGGGGACCUGCGGGGGGGAGGCAGUGCCAGGGGCACUGCACCCCCCUCCGCGACCCUGCCCCGAGGUUGGACAAGCGCCUUCCUCCUCUUGUCCCAGCUGUGGCUCCUCACCUGUUUGCCAGGACCCUUGUGUUCAGCCCCAAGCUGCUCUCUGCAUGGCCCUGGGAGCACUGGGGCUGCCUUGGCCCCACUGAACCCACGGCCCCGUGGACGGGCAGCCCCGCGCUGACCCAGCCAGGGCAGGGGGCUCGUUUGCACGCUGCCCUGUUCUCUCCUGGGCUCUUAAUUGCCCCACACAUGCCCCCUGGGAGCACUGAGCCUCGCGCCAGUCCAGCCACUCAGGUCCUCUUAGCUUUGAAGGUGUCUAAUGCUUUACCACCGUACUGAAAGGGCUGUUCUUCGGCUUCCUUUUCCGAGGCCUUCCCCGUGCCCUCACCACCAGCUUUAUCCGGUUGGUGCACCUGCCCUGUGCCUUGAGCAGCAUCUGUGCCCAGCGGAGCAGGCGGCUUUCCCAGAGCCCGUGCAGGCGACGCGCUUGCUCCUGCGCGGCCUCUCCUUGCAGGGAGCGGGAUGGAAGCACGAAAUCCCAGCUCUGCCUCCUCCCCGUCACCUCUGGGACGCUGGGAACUAGGAGACGUCUCUGCUAGGGCCUCUCCGGAGCCUGAAGGAAAUGCGCUAGUAGGGCACAGCCCCUGCUGGUCAGGGACGCAGGGGAGGAGGGGGAAUGCCCUGUGCUCGGCUUGUCGCUGUCCUGGUGGGUAUCUUCAGUGCAAGCCUCUCGGGCGAACGAUGCUGUGGUCACUAACACCUGUGGCCGGUACAGGGGCUUGCCUGCUGGGGGGGGAUGCAUGGCUGACCUUUCCCAAGCCAGAGGGGCCUAAGGUCACCCAGAGCCAGUUCAUUUAGGUGGUCCGCCAGCAGGAUGACGCCCUUUGCAAAAUGUCUUGUGCAAAGCUCGUCUGCCGUGCCGCGGGCAGCAGGGCUCCGGCCGCGGCUGGCUGCACCGCGCCAAAUACGAAGCAAUAAAGAACAGGACGGUGGAGCUCGCCGAAGCAAGCGCCGCCUGGGCAGGGUCACGCUUUGGGUGCGCACGGACCCUGGGCGCAGAACUGCUCGCGGACCCGCAGCUGCUGCGGUACUAAGUGCCCGACAACGAAACCGCUCGUUUGCCUCCGUGCCAUGGGACAAUGUGCGCGCACUUCUCACCCGACCCCAUCCACGCCCAGGCGUGUGAACAGGAGCCGGGGGAGGCGGCUGCGGGGCUGUUUCUGACCCCUCUGUCUUCCUGUCCCUUCCCCUCGGCCCCGCCGUGCUAGCGGGGCGCCCUGUGCCCAUAGCAUGGCCGGCCGGGAACCAGCCAUCGCGGCGCAGCAGUGUUAAGGGUGAAUGUCGGAGAAAGCCCCCGAGGCCCCGGUGCCAAAGACGAGACCCCGAUGGGUGCAGGAGGCCCCGGGUGCCCUGGGGAGCAGCUUGCACAGGACCACUACAGAUAUUCACUUGUGCAAAAUGCGCUGCUCGACGGCAGCAAGGCGCGGGCUGCCUCGUCCUGCCAGGCCGUCCCGGCUGCUCUAUUUUUGUACCCUUUCUAAGCCGCUAUUUAUACCAGACUUCUCCCCCUCGAGGUUUUGAAUCUCAGCCUUUCGGGACGUCCAGGUUACCAAAUCCAGACCCCCCAGCCAGGCAGGGCAGGGCAGGCCGGUCCGCGGUCGUUACACGCCGAACAAAAGCUUUACGUGUACUCCAGAAAUGCAGCUCGGAGGCACCUCUCGGCCGGCGCGGGGCCUGUGUUGUAUUGUCCGUAGCAAUGCCAGCGGGACCGGGGCCGAGCUGAACCUUUCUGUUGUAAAUACCAAUAAAGGUCGGUGCCUUUA